This is a messenger RNA of Nycticebus coucang (slow loris), 9726 nucleotides long. RefSeq names its product desmoplakin (gene DSP). The record is from RefSeq and is a predicted model, not a curated record. The transcript has 24 exons. Gene Ontology annotation, cellular component: intercalated disc; plasma membrane; cytoplasm. Gene Ontology annotation, molecular function: structural molecule activity; protein binding. Gene Ontology annotation, biological process: skin development; wound healing; cell-cell adhesion. The coding region runs from base 374 to 9019 and encodes 2881 amino acids. NCBI's taxonomy places the organism in Eukaryota, Metazoa, Chordata, Mammalia, Primates, Lorisidae.
GGCGGCCGCACCCCGGCCGCACCCCGCUCUGGGAAGAAACCCACCAGGUGUGGCUUGGGCGCCGGGUGCCAGCGGGGAGGAGACUCGCGACCUGGCCGAUCAACACCAACACCCUACCCUGACCCAGCUCCUCUGCGCCCUCGCCGCCCUCGAAGCCACAGCUCUUCCUCCCGCUCCUACCCCGCGCCAGUCGCCUCCCGGCGCUCACAGCGGUCUGGACGCCCCAGUGGAGAGCCGCAUCCUAGAGACACUUGUGCACUCCUCCCUCCCCCUUUCCUGGUUGUCCGCCUUUCCUCGCGCCCCUCCGCUUUCUCCCUGCCGGCGGCUUCGCUUAUGCCUCGGCGCUGAGCGUCUCUCCUGAGUGCCCGCCGACAUGAGUUGCAACGGAGGCUCCCACCCGCGGAUCAACACGCUGGGCCGCAUGACCCGCGCCGAGUCCGGCCCGGACCUGCGCUACGAAAUGACCUGCGGCGGCGUUGGUGGCGGCGGGGGCGGCGGCGGCGGCGGGGGCACCACCAGCAGGACGUACUACUCGCGGCGCUGCACCGUCGACCAGAACUCGGACGGCUACUGUCAAACGGGUACAAUGUCCAGGCACCAGAAUCAGAACACCAUCCAGGAGCUCCUGCAGAACUGCUCGGAUUGUUUGAUGCGAGCGGAGCUGAUUGUGCAGCCUGAAUUGAAAUAUGGAGAUGGAAUACAGCUGGCUCGGAGUAGAGAACUGGAUGAGUAUUUUGCCCAGGCCAAUGAUCACAUGGAAAUUGCUGACAGCUUGAUCAGAGAGAUGCGGCAGAUGGGCCAGCCCUGUGACGCUUAUCAGAAAAGACUACUUCAGCUCCAAGAGCAGAUGCGAGCUCUUUAUAAGGCCAUCAGUGUCCCUCGAGUCCGCAGGGCCAGCUCCAAGGGUGGUGGAGGAUACACUUGUCAGAGCGGCUCCGGGUGGGAUGAGUUCACCAGGCGUGUCACCAGUGACUGUCUGGGGUGGAUGAAGCAGCAGAGGGCACAGAUGGACCUGGUGGCCUGGGGUGUGGACCUCGCCUCAGUGGAGCAGCACAUCAACAGCCACAGGGGCAUCCACAAUGCCAUUGGAGACUAUCGCUGGCAACUGGACAAAAUCAAAGCUGACCUGCGUGAGAAGUCAGCAAUCUACCAGUUGGAGGAAGAAUAUGAAAACCUGCUGAAAGCGUCCUUUGAGAGAAUGGAUCACCUGCGGCAGCUGCAGAACAUCAUCCAGGCCACGUCCCGGGAGAUCAUGUGGAUCAACGACUGCGAGGAGGAGGAGCUGCUGUACGACUGGAGUGACAGGAACACCAACAUCGCCCAGAAGCAGGAGGCCUUCUCCAUACGCAUGAGUGAACUGGAAGUUAAGGAAAAAGAACUCAAUAAGCUAAAGCAAGAAUGUGACCAACUUGUCCUCAAUCAGCAUCCAGCUUCAGACAAAAUUGAGGCCUAUAUGGAUACUCUGCAGACACAGUGGAGUUGGAUUCUUCAGAUCACCAAAUGCAUUGAUGUUCAUCUCAAAGAAAAUGCUGCCUACUUUCAGUUUUUUGAAGAGGCCCAGUCAACUGAAGCAUACCUGAAGGGGCUUCAAGACUCCAUCAGGAAGAAGUACCCCUGCGACAAGAACAUGCCCCUGCAGCACCUGCUGGAACAGAUCAAGGAGCUGGAGAAAGAACGAGAGAAAAUCCUUGAAUACAAGCGUCAGGUGCAGAAUUUGGUAAACAAGUCCAAGAAGAUUGUACAGCUGAAACCACGCAACCCAGACUACAGAAGCAAUAAACCUAUUAUUCUCAGGGCUCUCUGUGACUAUAAACAAGACCAGAAAAUCGUGCACAAGGGGGAUGAGUGCAUCCUGAAGGACAACAAUGAGCGUAGCAAGUGGUAUGUGACGGGCCCCGGAGGCGUUGACAUGCUCGUUCCCUCUGUCGGGCUGAUUAUUCCUCCUCCAAAUCCACUGGCUGUGGACCUCUCUGGAAAGAUUGAGCAGUACUAUGAAGCCAUCUUGGCUCUGUGGAACCAGCUGUACAUCAACAUGAAGAGCCUGGUGUCCUGGCAUUACUGCAUGAUCGACAUUGAGAAGAUUAGGGCCAUGACCAUUGCCAAGCUGAAAACGAUGCGGCAGGAAGAUUACAUGAAGACAAUAUCUGAUCUUGAGUUACAUUACCAAGAGUUUAUCAGGAAUAGCCAAGGCUCAGAGAUGUUUGGAGACGAUGACAAGCGGAAAAUGCAGUCUCAGUUCACGGACGCCCAGAAGCAUUACCAGACCCUGGUCAUUCAACUCCCUGGCCACCCCCAGCACCAGACAGUAACCACAACUGAAAUCACUCAUCUUGGUACCUGCCAAGAUGUCAACCAUAAUAAAGUAAUCGAAACCAACAGAGAAAAUGACAAGCAAGAAACAUGGAUGCUGAUGGAGCUCCAGAAGAUUCGCAGGCAGAUGGAGCACUGUGAGGGCAGGAUGUCUCUAAAAAACCUCCUCCUAACAGACCAGGGGUCUUCACACCACAUCACAGUGAAAAUAAACGAGCUCAAGAGUGUGCAGAAUGAUUCACACGGAAUUGCUACAGUUCUCAACCAGCUUAAAGAUAUGCUUGCUAACUUCAGAGGUUCUGAAAAAUAUUGCUAUUUGCAGAAUGAGAUAUUUGGACUGUUUCAGAAACUGGAAAAUAUCAAUGGUGUUACAGAUGGCUACUUAAAUAGCCUAUGCACAGUCCGGGCCCUACUCCAAGCCAUUCUCCAAACAGAAGACAUGUUAAAGGUUUAUGAAGCCAGACUCACUGAAGAAGAAACCGUCUGCCUGGACCUGGAUAAAGUGGAAGCUUACCGCUGUGGACUAAGGAAAAUAAAAAAUGACCUGAACUUGAAGAAGUCGUUGUUGGCCACUAUGAAGACAGAACUGCAGAAAGCCCAGCAGAUCCACUCUCAGACUUCACAGCAGUAUCCGCUUUAUGACCUGGAUCUGGGCAAGUUCAGUGAAAAAGUCACACAGCUGACAGAUCGCUGGCAAAGGAUAGAUAAACAGAUAGACUACAGAUUAUGGGAUCUGGAAAAACAAAUCAAGCAACUCAGGAAUUAUCGUGAUAACUAUCAGGCUUUCUGCAAGUGGCUCUAUGAUGCCAAACGCCGCCAGGAUUCCUUAGAAUCCAUGAAAUUUGGUGAUUCCAACACCGUCAUGAGAUUUUUGAAUGACCAAAAGAACUUGCACAAUGAAAUAUCUGGCAAACGAGACAAAUCAGAAGAAGUACAAAAAAUUGCUGAACUUUGUGCAAAUUCAAUAAAGGAUUAUGAGCUCCAGCUGGCAUCAUAUACCUCAGGACUGGAGACUCUACUCAGCAUACCUAUCAAGAGAACCAUGGUCCAGUCCCCUUCUGGGGUGAUUCUGCAAGAGGCUGCAGAUAUUCAUGCUCGGUACAUAGAACUACUUACGAGGUCUGGAGACUAUUACAGAUUCUUAAGUGAGAUGCUAAAGAGUUUGGAAGAUCUGAAGCUGAAAAAUACCAAAAUUGAAGUUUUGGAAGAGGAGCUCAGACUGGCCCGAGAUGCCAACUCGGAAAACUGCAACAAGAACAAAUUCCUGGAUCAGAACCUGCAGAAAUACCAGGCAGAGUGUUCCCAGUUCAAAGCCAAGCUUGUCAGCCUGGAGGAGCUGAAGAGACAGGCUGAGCUGGAUGGGAAGUCGGCUAAGCAAAAUCUAGACAAGUGCUAUGGCCAAAUAAAAGAACUCAACGAGAAGAUCACCCGGCUGACGUACGAGAUCGAAGACGAAAAGAGAAGACGGAAAUCUGUGGAAGACAGGUUUGACCAACAGAAGAGUGACUACGACCAACUGCAGAAAGCAAGGCAAUGUGAAAAGGAGAGCCUCGGCUGGCAGAAGUUAGAGUCUGAGAAAGCCAUCAAGGAGAAGGAGUUUGAGAUAGAAAGGUUGAGGGUUCUUCUGCAGGAGGAGGGAGCCCGGAAGAGAGAAUAUGAAAAUGAGCUGGCAAAGGUAAGAAACCACUAUAAUGAGGAGAUGAGUAAUUUAAGGAACAAGUAUGAAAAAGAGAUUAACAUUACGAAGACCACCAUCAAGGAAAUAUCCAUGCAAAAGGAGGAUGAUUCCAAAAAUCUUAGAAACCAGCUUGACAAACUGUGCAGGGAAAAUCGAGAUCUGAAGGAUGAAAUUGUCAGGCUCAAUGACAGCAUCUUGCAGGCCACCGAACAGCGAAGGCGGGCUGAGGAAAAUGCCCUUCAGCAGAAGGCCUGCGGCUCCGAGAUGAUGCAGAAGAAGCAGCAUCUGGAGAUAGAGCUGAAGCAGGUCAUCCAGCAGCGCUCAGAGGAUAACGCGCGGCACAAGCAGUCGCUGGAGGAGGCUGCCAAGACCAUUCAGGACAAAAACAAGGAGAUCGAAAGACUCAAAGCUGAGUUUCAGGAGGAGGCCAGGCGCCGCUGGGAAUACGAAAAUGAACUGAGCAAGGUAAGAAACAGUUACGAUGAGGAGAUCAUUAGCUUAAAAAACCAGUUCGAGACGGAGGUCAACAUCAGCAAGACCACCAUUCACCAGCUCACCCUGCAGAAGGAUGAGGACACCAGCAACUACCGAGCCCAGAUAGACUGUCUCACCAGAGAGAACAGGAGUUUAUCUGAAGAAAUAGAGAGGCUGAAGAACACUUUAACUCAGACCACAGAAAAUCUCAGGAGGGUGGAAGAAAAUGUCCAACAGCAAAAGGCCACUGGCUCCGAGGUGUCUCAGAGAAAACAGCAGCUGGAGAUUGAGCUGAGGCAGGUCACUCAGAUGCGAACAGAAGAGACCGUGAGAUAUAAGCAGUCUCUUGAUGAUGCUGCCAAAACCAUCCAGGAUAAAAACAAGGAGAUAGAAAGGUUAAAGCAACUGAUCGAUAAAGAAACAAACGAACGGAAGUGCCUGGAAGAUGAAAACGUGAAGUUACAGAGGGCCCAGUAUGACCUGCAGAAAGCAAACAGCAGUGCAACCGAGACAAUAAACAAACUGAAGGGUCAGGAGCAAGAACUGACGCGCCUGAGAAUUGACUACGAAAGGGUUUUCCAGGAGAGGACCGUGAGGGACCAGGACAUCACGCGAUUCCAGAGCUCUCUGAAAGAGCUGCAGUUGCAGAAGCAGAAAGUGGAAGAGGAGCUGAAUAGGCUGAAAAGGACAGCCUCCGAAGACUCCAGCAAGAGGAAGAAGCUGGAGGAGGAGCUGGAAGGCAUGAGGAGGUCACUGAAGGAGCAGGCCAUCAAAAUCACUGGCCUGACCCAGCAGCUGGAGCAGGCAUCCAUUGUCAAGAAGAGGAGCGAGGACGAUCUCCGCCAGCAGAGGGACGUCCUGGAGGGCCACCUGAGGGAGAAGCAGAGGACCCAGGAAGAGCUGAGGAGGCUCUCCGCUGAGGUUGAGGCCCUCAGUCGGCAGUUGCUCCAGGAACAGGAAAAUGUCAAGCAGGCACACUUGAGGAAUGAGCAUUUCCAGAAGGCCAUAGAAGAUAAGAGCAGAAGCUUAAAUGAAAGCAAAAUAGAAAUUGAGAGGCUGCAGUCUCUCACGGAGAACCUGACCAAGGAGCACUUGAUGUUGGAGGAAGAACUGCGGAACCUGAGGCUGGAGUAUGACGAGCUGAGGAGGGGCCGAAGUGAAGCUGAUAGCGAUAAAAACGCAACCAUCUCUGAACUAAGGAGCCAGCUGCAGAUCAGCAACAACCGGACCCUGGAACUGCAGGGGCUGAUUAAUGAUUUACAGAGAGAGAGGGAAAAUUUGAGACAGGAAAUUGAGAAAUUCCAAAAGCAGGCUUUAGAGGCAUCUAAUAGGAUCCAGGAAUCAAAGAGUCAGUGCACACAGGUGGUACAGGAAAGAGAGAGCCUUCUGGUGAAAAUCAAAGUCUUGGAGCAAGACAAAGCCAGGCUGCAGAGGCUGGAGGAUGAGCUGAAUCGUGCAAAAGCAACUCUCGAGGCAGAAAGCAGGGCGAAGCAGCGGCUGGAGUGUGAGAAGCAGCAAAUCCAGAAUGACUUGAAUCAGUGGAAAACUCAAUAUUCUCGCAAGGAGGAGGCUAUCAGGAAGAUAGAGACAGAGAGAGAAAAGAGUGAGAGAGAGAAGAACAGCCUCAGGAGUGAGAUUGAAAGACUCCAAGCGGAGAUCAAGAGGAUUGAAGAGAGGUGCAGGCGCAAGUUGGAGGAUUCCAGCAGGGAGACACAGUCGCAGCUGGAAACAGAACGCUGCCGACUUCAGAGAGAGAUCGAGAAGCUCAGACAGCGCCCGUACGGGUCCCACCGGGAGACCCAGACUGAGUAUGAGUGGACCGUCGACUCCUCCAAGCUGGUGUUUGAUGGGCUGAGGAAGAAGGUGACAGCCAUGCAGCUCUAUGAGUGCCAGCUGAUCGACAAAACGACCUUGGACAAACUGUUGAAGGGGAAGAAGUCAGUGGAAGAAGUUGCUUCUGAAAUUCAGCCUUUCCUUCGGGGUGCGGGAGCCAUUGCUGGAGCGUCUGCUUCUCCUAAGGAAAAAUACUCUUUGGUAGAGGCCAAGAGAAAAAAAUUAAUCACCCCAGAAUCUACAGUCAUGCUUCUGGAGGCCCAAGCAGCUACAGGUGGUGUGAUCGAUCCCCAUCGGAAUGAGAAGCUGACUGUCGACAGUGCCAUAGCUCGGGACCUCAUCGACUUCGAUGACCGCCAGCAGAUAUAUACAGCAGAAAAAGCUAUCACUGGUUUUGAUGAUCCAUUUUCAGGCAAGACAGUAUCUGUUUCAGAAGCCAUUAAGAAGAAUUUGAUUGAUAGAGAAACUGGAAUGCGCUUGCUGGAAGCCCAGCUUGCGUCAGGGGGUGUAGUAGACCCUGUGAACAGUGUCUUUUUGCCAAAAGAUGUCGCCUUGGCCCGUGGGCUGAUUGAUAGAGAUUUGUAUAGGUCCCUGAAUGAUCCCCGAGAUAGUCAGAAAAACUUUGUGGAUCCAGUUACCAAAAAGAAGGUCAGUUACAUGCAGCUGAAGGAGCGGUGCAGAAUCGAACCACACACUGGUCUGCUCUUGCUGACGGUACAGAAGAGAAGCAUGUCCUUCCAAGGAAUCAGACAACCUGUGACUGUUACUGAGCUAGUAGAUUCUGGUAUAUUGAGACCAUCCACUGUCAAUGAACUGGAAUCAGGUCAAAUUUCUUACGAUGAGGUCGGUGAGAGAAUUAAGGACUUCCUCCAGGGUUCAAGCUGCAUAGCAGGCAUAUAUGAUGAGACCACAAAACGGAAGCUUGGCAUUUAUGAGGCCAUGAAGAUUGGCUUGGUCCGACCUGGUACUGCUCUGGAGUUGCUGGAAGCCCAAGCAGCUACUGGCUUUAUAGUGGAUCCUGUUAGCAACUUGAGGUUACCGGUGGAGGAAGCCUACAAAAGAGGUCUGGUGGGCAUUGAGUUCAAAGAGAAGCUCCUGUCUGCGGAACGAGCUGUCACUGGCUAUAAUGAUCCUGAAACAGGAAACAUCAUCUCUUUGUUCCAAGCCAUGAACAAAGAACUCAUUGAAAAGGGCCAUGGCAUUCGCUUAUUGGAAGCACAGAUCGCAACUGGUGGGAUCAUUGACCCGAAAGAGAGCCAUCGUUUACCAGUUGACAUGGCAUACAAGAGGGGCUAUUUCAAUGAGGAGCUCAGUGAGAUUCUCUCAGAUCCAAGUGAUGAUACGAAAGGAUUUUUUGACCCCAACACUGAAGAAAACCUUACCUAUCUACAACUAAAAGAAAGAUGCAUUAAGGAUGAGGAAACGGGGCUCUGUCUUCUGCCCCUGAAAGAAAAGAAGAAACAGGUGCAGACAUCACAAAAGAAUACACUCAGGAAGCGCAGAGUGGUUAUAGUUGACCCGGAAACCAAUAAGGAGAUGUCUGUUCAGGAGGCCUACAAGAAGGGCCUUAUCGAUUAUGAUACCUUCAAAGAACUGUGUGAGCAGGAAUGUGAGUGGGAAGAAAUAACCAUCACAGGAUCAGAUGGCUCCACCAGAGUGGUCCUAGUGGAUAGGAAAACAGGCAGUCAGUAUGAUAUUCAAGAUGCUAUUGACAAGGGCCUUGUUGAUAGGAAGUUCUUUGAACAGUACCGAUCCGGCAGCCUCAGCCUCACUCAGUUUGCUGACAUGAUCUCCUUGAAAAAUGGUGUGGGCAGUAGCGGUGGCCUGAGUGGUAGUGUUAGUGAUGAUGUGUUCAGCAGCUCACGACAUGAUUCAGUAAGUAAGAUUACUACCAUAUCCAGCAUGAGGAAUUUAACCAUCAGGAGCAGCUCUCUGUCUGACCCCCUGGAAGAAUCUACCCCCAUUGCAGCCAUCUUUGACACUGAAAACCUUGAGAAAAUCUCCAUUACAGAAGGUAUAGAGAGGGGCAUCGUGGAUAGCAUCACUGGUCAGAGGCUUCUGGAGGCUCAGGCCUGCACAGGUGGCAUUAUCCACCCUGCCACAGGUCAGAAGCUGUUGCUUCAGGAUGCGGUUUCCCAGGGUCUGAUUGACCAAGAUAUGGCCACCAGGCUGAAGCCUGCUCAGAAAGCCUUCAUUGGCUUUGAGGGCGUGAAGGGAAAGAAGAAGAUGUCAGCGGCGGAGGCAGUAAAAGAGAAAUGGCUCCCCUAUGAGGCUGGCCAGCGCUUCCUGGAGUUCCAGUAUCUCACAGGAGGCCUUGUUGACCCUGAAGGGCAGGGGAGGAUAAGCAUGGAAGAAGCCAUCAGAAAGGGGUUUAUUGAUGGCCGAGCAGCACAGAGGCUGCAAGACACCAGCAGCUAUGCCAAAAUCCUGACCUGCCCUAAAACCAAGUUAAAAAUAUCCUAUAAAGAUGCCGUGAAUCGCUCCAUGGUUGAAGACAUCACUGGGUUGCGCCUUCUGGAAGCCGCCUCUGUGUCAUCCAAGGGCUUACCCAGCCCUUAUAACAUGUCUUCAGCCCCAGGCUCCCGCUCAGGCUCCCGCUCUGGCUCCCGCUCAGGAUCUCGCUCUGGUUCCCGCAGUGGGUCCCGGAGGGGAAGCUUUGAUGCCACUGGGAAUUCUUCCUACUCUUACUCCUAUUCAUUCAGCAGUAGCUCUAUCGGGCGCUAGUAGUCAGUUGGGAAGGGUUGCUAUACCUUGGUUUCUUUUAUACGAAUCUCCACUUUAUUAAACAAUAAAAAUGAAAACCUGUAGUUUGCAGUAUAGUAAUAGAACACUUUUUGCUUACAGAAAAACAUAGGCACGUUGAAAUCAAAUAGCAAAGGCUGUUCUGGCUUCUUAGCUCGUUUUAACUAGGGUAGUACACUUGGAUGAAGUGUGCAUGAAGUGCUAAUCACUUGUAAGGAUAGAACGAAUUGAACUUAGAGGUUGUUUCUUCUCUUCUGUAUUUAGAUAUUUGAUUAAUUCAUCAACUUUGGGGGGCCUAUAAUACAGAUUUCUGUUAUUGGAGAUAAAAAUUAAAUUGAUCACUGAUAUUUUAAUCUUUCUAUUUCUUAUCUAAAUAUAUCUAUUUUCUGUAUUAGGAAAAUAUUACCUGCCCUCCUCCACCCUCCCCCCCCACAAAAAAAAAUCCCACCCCAAAUACAAGGAUUUUGGAAUGUGUCCCCUUUAGUUUUAGAAUGUGGAUUGUGUAACUCAUAUACUCUUUAAUGUACCUGUUUGGUUUGGUAUUAAUUUGACUAUGUGCAUGAUAACAGCAAUCUUUGCUUUUCUUUGGCCAAAGUUUUCUGUUUAUUUUGCUUGUCAUUUUCUAUGUACUUUUAAAAGGUAUCUUUAUGAAGUUUGCUAUUCUGGCAAUAAACUUUUAGACUUUUGAA